GUCGUAGUAGAAAAGAAGGGAAGGUUAUGGGGACGCCUAGAGUUGUGACCCGUAGCGCUUCCUAGAAAUGUGCGCUAAGGUCGAAGUUUUGCGAGGAGAAAGGCUCAGAGCAGCCUGGGAGGUGUAGUCCGGUUGGCUUAGCAGACGAUUCAAGGUUGACGCUGAGGUUCCCGGACGGAGCUGAGCAGCCUUGCGAAAAGACUGUGACUGUGCCUUUUAACCCUGCAGCUGGAGCCCAAAGCAGUGUUUGUUUAAUGAAUGACCUAUCUAUUUCAAACUGAUUUAGACCCUAAGGAUAACCCCGUGAAUUGUGUUGAUUUCAGAAUGCUGCGACGAAAACCAACCCGCCUGGAGCUGAAGCUUGAUGACAUUGAGGAGUUUGAGAGCAUUCGGAAGGACUUGGAGACCCGUAAGAAACAAAAAGAAGACGUGGAUGUUGUAGGAGGCAGUGAUGGAGAAGGUGCUAUAGGGCUCAGCAGUGACCCCAAGAACCGGGAACAGAUGAUUAAUGAUCGAAUUGGAUAUAAACCCCAAGCCAAGCCCAGCAAUCGUUCAUCUCAAUUUGGAAGUUUUGAAUUUUAGAGGUGGAUUACCUUGCUUGUCAGAGGGCUGGAAUGUUAUAAAAUGAUGGCAGAAGUACAAACAAGAUUUAGGGAAUUGACUGCUUGUAGUCAAGCAGAAUGUUUUACCUCCUGCGGAAAGAAAUACUCCUGCAUGAGAUUACUGAUGCUUAACUUUCACUCUAAGCUGAAAUCCAAACUCUGGUUUGUCUCUGGAAAAUUUGACUUUAUAAAACUUGUUUUUGUUUUAAAAAAUAAAUAUAUUUUUGGAAAAGUAUGAGACAUCCUUAAUGAGUAUAAUAGCACUGUUAAUCCCCAGACUUGAAAAGUUAAUUGCUUCAGACAUGACAACAUUCUCCCAUCUUUAUUAAAAGACCCUAAGCACAGAACACUUCCAGUUCAUCCUUGUCACUGACUUUAACUAAUUUAUUCAGCAAGUAUUUAUUGAGUGCCCAUGAUGGGCCAGGUACUAUUCUAGGUACUUAGUAACAUUGGUGAACAAAAUCAACAAAGGUCACUGCCCUUGUGCAGAUUAGAUUUUGGCGAUUUUUAUGUAAACUUGAUCUCCCAUUCUGAACUUGUUCCUUUGGACCCCCCAAAUCCCUUGGCAGUAAUGAGCCUUAAUGUAAAAUUCUUUAUUCCCGAAUUAAGCACAUACACUUAACAGAGUUCUCAGGAAGUUUUCUUUUGGAUCAGGCCUCACACAUCCUGAGUGCAGCAACAGAGGAGG
This is a messenger RNA of Pteronotus mesoamericanus, 1290 nucleotides long. It is a transcript of the gene CDC26, whose product is annotated as cell division cycle 26. Gene Ontology annotation, biological process: regulation of mitotic cell cycle; anaphase-promoting complex-dependent catabolic process; protein K11-linked ubiquitination. The transcript is spliced from 4 exons. Gene Ontology annotation, cellular component: anaphase-promoting complex. The record is from RefSeq and is a predicted model, not a curated record. NCBI's taxonomy places the organism in Eukaryota, Metazoa, Chordata, Mammalia, Chiroptera, Mormoopidae. Bases 259 to 582 code for a protein of 107 amino acids.